Messenger RNA from Microplitis mediator, 1524 nucleotides. RefSeq names its product hybrid signal transduction histidine kinase E-like (gene wgn). Gene Ontology annotation, molecular function: protein binding. The coding region runs from base 395 to 1417 and encodes 340 amino acids. NCBI's taxonomy places the organism in Eukaryota, Metazoa, Arthropoda, Insecta, Hymenoptera, Braconidae. The record is from RefSeq and is a predicted model, not a curated record. The transcript has 5 exons.
GUACAUUCACUAGUCACUUAUGUGUAGUCUCACCAGCAGCUACUAAACCGCAUCGCGGGAUCGCGCUAACGCGAGACACUGAGUUGAGAGUACUUAAAUAUUUAUUAUUUUAAAAUUGUGUAUUAAUAUAUAUUACUUGUACUCUCAAUAUAAUAUCAAUUAUUUGGUGACUUACAAAUAUUUAAAAUUAUGAUUAAUUAUUAAAAAAAAAAAAAAAAUUUAUCUUACGGUUUUUUUAAUUUAAACUCCAUUUUGAGUGAAAAAUAAAAAUUGUGAUUUAUUUAAAAAAAAAAAAAAAUUAUACUGUGAUUACAUUUGAAAAAGUUUUUUUUACUUUAUUAUUUAAAAAUAUUGAUGGAUUUAUCAUCAUGACGCUAUCACUUAAGGCAUCGUGAUGCCAAAAGAAAUAAACUCCAGGCUGCUGAUAGCAUGCCUGUUAAGCAGUCUAUUGAAUAAAUCGGAUUCGAUAGAAAAAAUUUCAUCACUCUGUAAAUCAGGACAUGAGUUUUGGUCAAUUAAGAAAUCAUCAUGUAUUGAGUGUACUAAAUGUGCACCUGAAUUUACAAUAAGUCCUUGUGCCAUUUAUAAGGAUGCCAUUUGUGGUCCACUUUCCGCUCUUGAAUUAGACUGGUCAUUUCUUAAUAAUAAUAAUAAUAAUAAUAAUAAUAAUAAUAAUAAUAAUAAUAAUAAUAAUAAUAAUAAUAAUAAUAAUAAUAAUAAUAAUAAUGAUAAUAGUAAUGAUAGUCAAGAAAUGAAUGCACCUAAAAUGCUCUGGCCAUUUUCGGAAACAGAAAAUACUCCAGAAGCUUUAAGACUAAUGGAAAAUAGUCAAAUUGAAAACGAAGAAAAUUUAAAUAAUGAUAAUAAUAAAUUAAUUACAAAAAAAUUAUUGAUAUCUGAUUUAAAUGAAAUUAAUAAAUUAAAUAAUCAUAACAAUGAAAGUAUUAAUGUGCCAUGGGAUUGGCAAACAAGUGCUCUAGUAUUAGCUGUUUGUGCUUGUAUUAUUUUUUUUAUCGUCGCUGGAUGCUCGGCGUUAAUUUAUGUUCGACAAUGGAGGCGUAUGAAACGUAAUUUUGAACCAGCGGGAUUAGAAGAAAUAUCAGCCCGUUUAAAUUUAAUGGUAAAAGCGGAAUUAGCUGAAUUAAAUUCUGGCGCACCAAUGAAUCCUGGCGAUCCGGAAAUACGCUGUCAUUAUCUUGAAAAAUUACUAGAUCGGAAACGAGACACUCGAGUGGUAAUUCCAACCGGAUGGCCGGAAAUAGGGGGAAACCUUUACAUAGAAGAGACUGCCGGAGAAUCAUCAUCAUCAUUAUCAUUAUCGCCAGCGGAAUCAUCAAUAAAUAAAUCAAAACAGUUUAAACAAAUUCAACGCAACAUUCAAAAUAUUAUUGCUCAGAAGUCUCAAUUUGAUUGUUAAUUAUAAAUUACAAUUACGUUUAUUAUAAUAAAUGUCUUGGUACUAAUGUCAGAAACGGAUCUAGAAAAUGAUAUUUUUUUAAUAAAGUAACUGUGGGAUAGACGGUC